AUGGGUGCACUUUGGCUCGAUCUGACGCCAAUUUUGGUACCAUUUCGUCCGCCAGACCCGAUCAUAAACGUCCCUCUUGCCAGACGAUCUACUUCCGGCCGGUCAGACUGUCUCGUGUUAGCAUGCCAGUGCGUCACUAUGACAGCGCUCUUCCAAAACGAGCAACAAGCCCUCAGAGGCAAGUGCACUUUCACGUCUCCAACUGGACAACUAAAUCCCGGUCGGCAAGACGAUGAUGGGACACGAGCAAGCACUGGAAAAAACCGGCGCGAAGGCAAAAGAUUAAAGCAAAGAUGUGAAAGGGCUUGGAGAUUAUGGGGACCAUUUGUUGGCGAACAGGUUGAGGGGCUGUCCCGAAGGAGGGAUCGAGUGAAAGACAGAGAGGGAGAAAAAGAGAGAAAGAGGGAGGGAGAGGCUCAAGUGCAGGUUAGGGAGUUAAAAGUUGUAGCGGUGGUGACGGAGAUGCCGACAGUGAGGCUGAGAGUGCCGUUUGAAGGAGCCAGGCCCUGGAAGCCUCUUUUUGGGACAACAUGGUGGCUCAAUAAGAAAGAUUUUAUUCUCUUUGAGAUAAAUGUUCCUUUUGAGACGGCAAAGAUAUUUUUCCUGAUAUUAUCAAUGGCGGGAAAUAUGGUCCUUCUGCGGCUCUCUUCAACGGGGGGCUGGCCGAAAGGUAUGACUUGGCUUAACAACCUGUAA
Molecule: messenger RNA, 696 nt
Organism: Protopolystoma xenopodis
Lineage: Eukaryota; Metazoa; Platyhelminthes; Monogenea; Polystomatidea; Polystomatidae
Source: the annotation of a GenBank genome assembly